This is a messenger RNA of Rangifer tarandus platyrhynchus (Svalbard reindeer), 354 nucleotides long. NCBI's taxonomy places the organism in Eukaryota, Metazoa, Chordata, Mammalia, Artiodactyla, Cervidae. The record is from the annotation of a GenBank genome assembly.
AUGUUGGUGUUUCUCGAGUUUUCUUCUCUUGGGCUUAUCAGACUUCCCAGAGAAUAUCUUCCACUUUCUUGCGUGGAAGGUAACGGUAUAGCUGCCAGCCUCUGUGAGGUUUUAAUACUCAUCAUUCAACGUGUGUAUGAUCAUGUGCCCCCAGGCCUCAACUAUUUUUUGAUGAAAGUUCCCAUACCCUCAAGUGGGCAAGUCAUUUUCCAAUGUAAAGACUCUCUUUUCACUCUCUCUCUCCAGGAAAUAUCCUCUGGAAUUAUGCCAAUGUGGAAGAGGGGAUUGAAGGAUUUUCCCACUCAACUUUCACUCAGUCUUCCUUCUAGUCAACCUAUCUCCCAUUCUAGAUGA